GGCCAUCACUCUCGGCAUCUUGCGAGCUAACACUUUGUUUGCUAAACCUUCCAAGUGUUCCUUUGGGCAAACACAUGUGGACUAUCUAGGCCAUAUAAUCAAUCAAGAAGGAGUAUCUACAGAUCCCAGCAAGAUUGAGGCCAUGAUUUCUUGGCCUGUUCCAUAGAAUAUCAAGGAGCUACGAGGGUUCUUGGGGUUAACAGGGUACUAUAGAAAGUUUGUGAGAAAUUAUAGUGUGCUGGCCAAGCCUUUGACUGAUUUAUUGAGGAAAGAUUGUUUUCAAUGGUCCGCUGCAGCUGAAAGGGCUUUUCACAUAUUAAAGAAGGCUAUGGUACAGACCCUAGUGUUGGCCUUACCUGAUUUUACUCAACAUUUUGUUCUGGAAACAGAUGUCAGUGAUAUUGGCAUAGGUGCAGUCCUGUCUCAAGCUAGUAAACCCUUAGCCUAUCAUAGUCAGGCAUUGGGGCCUAGGAAGCAGGGUCUUUCCACUUAUGAGAAAGAGUAUUUGGCAGUCAUUCUUGUUGUCACCAAGUGGAGACAUUAUUUGGAAGGGCGACAGUUUGUUAUUUUUACUGAUCAUGAAAGCUUAAAGCACUUGCUGGGGCUGAAAAUUCAUACGAAGAAAAUGUUGGUUAAAUUGUUGGGGUUAGAUUUUGAGAUUCAGUACAGGCAAGGCAAGUUUAAUAAAGUUGCAGAUGCCUUAUCUAGACACCCUCAGUUUAGCAAUCACAGCAAAUGCCAAGCCAUUACAGUUGUUCUGUCUUCCUGGUUAGCUGAGAUUGAAGCCACUUAUGAAGGGGAUCAAGUGGUUCAAGACUUGCUUAUGGAGGCUGCAGUACCAAUGGUGGGCCCUACAAUAUUUUCAAUACACAUGGGGCUGUUGUAUCAUAAGGCAUCCUUGUUUGUAGGGUCUACUGGGGUCAUGAGGCAGCAGUUAAUGCAAUUAUUCCAUGAAUCUCCAAUUGGGGGUCAUUCAAGUCUUCAAGCCAAUUAUCAAAGACUUAAACGGCAUUUCUGGUGGCCUGGGAUUAAGAGUGACUUAAAGAAGUUUGUGCAUGAGUGUGAUAUAUGUCAGAGAUGCAAGGUGGAGAAUGUGUCAUAUCCAGGUUAGUUGCAGCAUCUACGAGUUCCUGACCAGGCCUGGAGACAUAUUUCCAUAGAUUUCAUAGAAGCUCUCCUAAGUCUCAAGGGAAGGAGGUGGUGUUUGUUGUAGUUUACAGAUUCUCCAAGUACAGUCACUUCUUUUGUCUGCCUAAACCUUAUACAGAGUUUCAAACUUGAGGUCAAGUUGUUUCUGAAGCGGGAAGGAGUUGUAACAAAUGGUCUUAAUUGUAGAUAGUAGAAAUAUAGUGACUGAUUUGGAUAUUUGGCUAACGGGUAUAUAAUACCAUCUGUAACGACCUGAACGACUAUCUCGGUUAAUACAACAAACUUUCCCUCUCUCACUUCCUUCUCUCUCUCUUCCUUCUUCUACUUUCCUCUUCUCUUACACCAGUCAAGACCAGGGCCGUCCCAUAAUAUUCGGAGGCCCUGUUCCAAAAUUAAAAAUGUGGCCCUAAA
This is a messenger RNA of Linum trigynum, 1560 nucleotides long. The record is from the annotation of a GenBank genome assembly. Lineage: Eukaryota; Viridiplantae; Streptophyta; Magnoliopsida; Malpighiales; Linaceae.